AUGGACUUUGAGAAGUGCAAUACCAAUGAGACGAUGUCGUCCAGCACACCAAAUGCUGGGAGUUUUAACAUUUCGUCAGCUCGCGAGGUUUUAUCGCUCUUUAAUACUCUGCAGCAGAUGGGUCCAGACCCGAAGGAGACAGCCAUUUUGUCCAGCUUGAAGGAAUUUGAGCAGCAGCUUAAAAGCAUGGAGUCGCUGUACAGCGUGCAGACCUUUCUCGCUCUCGAGUUUGGCUUGCAUGGCGCGCUUGCAGAAGGCUGUGCUAAGACGGGUGCUGUCGGAAACGCGGUCGGGCUGGCCUCAGAUCCCCACUCCGCGGUCUCCAACGCGGCGGACGUGUUCUCAGUCAUCGACAACUUAAUGGACCGGGAGCAUGUCCGUGCCUUGGCGUGGCAGGCAAGCUGCACACCGGAGGCAGUUCGCAAGGACCACGGAGCUUUCCAGAAGGCCGUCAGCGAUCGCCUAAGUUUGGCAGCUAAGCGAGCAAAGCUGCAGGGUCAGGACGUGCUGCCAUCGGCUGCCUCUGGUCUUCUUCGCGUGGCUCCACCGCGCCAACAGCAACCGUCCAGUGUUGUCGUACCCGUCGUUGACGAGCGACUGUACUGCUUGGACGUGCAGGAGGAUGCGGCCCGCAAGGCCCAACUAGCAAAGCUCAGCACUCUAGUCAAUCCGGAAACUGGCGGCAUUUGCAGCGUCCCGAUCAGCGCGGUCGGGGUGUUUCAGCAGCAGGUAGUGACCUGUACGGACUGGCGAGUACGGCGUACGGCACUAGAGGCCAUGUCUCGUACCUCAUUGGACGUGUUGUGGCGACUGUUGCAAAACUCCCGAAUGCUGGACUGCCUCAGCACCUGGCUGCAGGAGGCACUGGCGGAUCAGCAGUUUACGAUGGUACGGCUGUUGCUGGAUACUAUGGCUUGCCUGCCCAUGCGGCGGGAUCUGCUCAAGGGUUCCCGAUUAGAAGGCGCAUUGGAGGCUUUGGCUUCAGCGGGCGGCGGCACGGUGCAACGCGGCGGCGGCGGCGGCGGAGGAGGAGAUGACGGCGGGCCCAGCGCCGUCAUGCGUUGUCGAUUCGGCGGCGCGGCGGCGGCAGUGCUGGCGGAAUGGCGCAAGGAUCCCGAUCAUGCCACCAUCCUACGGCGGGUCGGAGCAGUGGCCACUAUUGACAUGGUCGCUCCGACCGCCAACGCCGCCGCCGCCGCUGGCACGGCAGUGACGGACGCCAACGCCGGCGGCGGCGGCGCCGCUGCCGCCACCGCUGCCACGCCGCUCAUCCGCGGCUCCCGGCUUCUAGGAGCCGCGGCGACAAUGACCAAAGACAGUGUACGGAAACGAUCCCUGGCGGCGACGCGGGCGUUGGGUGAUGUACGGGCGACACCGCGGCCGCGCGUGAUGGAUGUCGGAGGUCAGGCGGGCGGCGCUGCCACCGCCGCCAGCGGCGGCGGCGGCGGCGGCAUUGGCGCACCCGCCGCCACAGCGACGACUGUCACAGCGGCCGCGACCGCCACCGCUUCGACGGGGGGUCGUGGCUUGGCAGCGAGUACGGCAUUGAAGCGUGGUACGGCGUUGGUCUCGACCGCCGCGGCAUCUCUGUCGGUCCCAACACCGACCACGGUGGUGGACAUGACGGCCAAGUUGGGCGAAAAAGGGCCCGCGGAUCCCGAUGUCGUGGCGGGGUUUCGGAGCCGCUUCGGUGACGGCUCCGUACGACGCAGCCAGCUGGCUCGUCCCACCAGGAUAGCGGCCGCGGCGCCGCAAGUCGCCUCCGCCGCCACCACCGCCACCACCGCCGCUGCCGCCGCCGCCGCCGCCGGGGGCCCGAACAGUGAAUCGAGCCCGGGUCCAGCGGAACUAGCUACAGGUGCUGCCGCUACUGCGGCGGCGGGCGGUACGGCAGCGGCGGCGGCGGCGCCAGAGGAAGUUUCAGAGCCGGGCCCCGCGGAGCUGGCUCGGUUGAGGGCGGAGCGAGCGGCGCAGCGUCACGCGGCGGCGUUGCUAGCUCUGCAGUGUGAGGCUCGUAAGCACCCAGAGGUGGCGGCGGCAGAGCAGGACUACCAGGAGCGGCUGAAGGCCUUGAAGCCGGUCUUAGCGGCUCGUCAAGAGGCGCGGCAGCGGCGGUUGACGGCGGAGGAAGUCCGUAGGGCGCACCAGUCCAUGAGGGCGGCCAUGGAGGGCGGCCCGCACCCCCCCGUGGGUCGGCCGUGGGACCGGCCCCCGCCGGAGCUGCUGCUGCCGGCCGGCAGCAUACCGACAGGAAUGGGCGAGGAGUCUGUUGAGAAGGUGGAGAGGGCGCGAGCCCGACAGCAGGUGCCCAAGGUGACGUACCCCAGCAGCGACCGCAUUCCGAACAGCCCCAUGGAGCCGGCCGCCACCACCGCCGCCACCGCCACCACUGCCGCCACCGCCGCCACUGCCACCACCGCCGCCACCGCGGGAGGCCAACAACAACAACAACAACAACAACAAGAACAACAGUACCAGUACCAGUACCAGCACCAACAGCCACUUCGGCCCAUUCCCUGGCUACCUUCGUCUGAGGAGGACGGGGGCCUGGACUGGUUCCGACAGAACCGCAUUUUAUGGGAUCGUGGCUGGCGGCGGGCCGGUAUGUGCGAGGCCGUACCAGCAGUCCCUGUUAACAAGUACGGCCUUAUCCCGCAGCCGUUUCAACCGCCACCUCAACCACCGCCUCCAUUACAGCAGCCACAGCAAACACCACCACAGCCGCAUUCACACCAGCCACUACCCCCUUCUAGUCAGCUUCCCGGCCCAGCCCCACCGCCACCCCACCUCGCACCGGCGGUAGUGUCCUUCGGCACGGCAUGGGAAAGGCACCCAGAACCCGGCCCACCAUCGCAACCACGCCCCUCACAAGCACAGGCACAGAUCAUCUUGGCAGUCUCAGCCGAUACGGCGGCGGUGAUGGCUGGCGGCCCCCUGCAAAUGAUUCAGUUGCCGCCACCGCAGCCGCAGCAACAGCAGCACCAACACCUGCACGCACAAACGCCGCUGCCGCCGCAAGUGCCGUACGACCAGGGCCCAUCACACCACGAUUACCACGGUGGCAGAGCAGGAGGGAUACAGCAGCAACAGUCGUACGAGCUGUACAGGCACGUGAACGGGCACCCGGCACCGGUGCCAAAACAGGACAGAACCAUUCACGAUACGACGUGUACGGGUCGUACGGACACGCUGAAAACGGGCACAGCAUGCAGCACGACGGGCCUGCGCAAGGCAACGGAGCAUCUGGGGAUUACGGAGCCGCCGCUGCAGCAGGCUCGUACGGCGGGCGCUAUGGGCAGCAGCAGGAGCAGCCGCGUCCGGAUUACCAGGGAGGACGACGGGAGGCUUGGGAGCGUGGUGGCCACCAGCAAUCUUGGGAAUAUGGAGGAGGGAGGAGGUGACGCAUUCUUCCUGACCGUACAUUCUAUGACGAUGCCGUACACAGGUUUUGACAGACGAAUUGCAUUGUCAUGUCUCCGUUUGAUACUCACUCGUUAUUGCAACGGUACUGAAGACAGCAUAUCUUCGCUAUGGGCCAGCAUUCGCAGCAUGCAGCAGGAAUACACAAGGGAAGCAGGGGCCCUAGCUGUCGGAGACCCGGCAAAGGACGCCAACGAGGCGCAGGUCGCAGCCUCCAUCGGCCGAAUAGGUGGCUACAUAGAUCGCCUCAAAGAUGCGGCAUCCGUUUCUCAGAAGGGUGCUAACCGCGUAAACGAGCAAACCUCAGCCCACAUGCACGGCGUGCACAUCCUCGGCCUGCACAUCUCCGGAACCAAGGGUCACGAACACGAUGGCAACGGCGAUGGUGUCGCUGGUGGCGGCCGGCAGGCUUCUGAGUGGCCUGUCCAGCUGCAGGACAUGGAGCAGGAAAACAAGGCCUUGCUGGAACGGCUUACAGCGACCCGUGGGGCGGCACUGUCCGUGGAGCAAGCGGUUCGUGAUGUGGCCGCGCUCAACCAGAUGUUCAGCAGCGCAGUGCUAGCGCAAGCGGAGACGAUUGAGGGCAUCUACCUGGCCGCGGUAGAGGCCACGCACAACAUCACGGCUGGCAACCAGUCGUUGACCAAGACUGUGGCAGUGAACAGGUCGACCACGAGGUACAUUGUGGUGCUGCUGCUGGUCGCUACGCUGUGCCUGUUGUUUUUCGACUGGUUUAACAGUUAA
Molecule: messenger RNA, 4164 nt
Organism: Volvox carteri f. nagariensis
Lineage: Eukaryota; Viridiplantae; Chlorophyta; Chlorophyceae; Chlamydomonadales; Volvocaceae
Gene: syp8
Exons: 16
Coding region: 1-4164 (1387 amino acids)
Biological process (GO): retrograde vesicle-mediated transport, Golgi to endoplasmic reticulum
Cellular component (GO): SNARE complex; endoplasmic reticulum
Source: RefSeq, a predicted model, not a curated record